Sardina pilchardus (European sardine) is the source of this 3097-nucleotide messenger RNA. RefSeq names its product bicaudal D homolog 1a (gene bicd1a). Bases 190 to 2985 code for a protein of 931 amino acids. Lineage: Eukaryota; Metazoa; Chordata; Actinopteri; Clupeiformes; Clupeidae. The record is from RefSeq and is a predicted model, not a curated record. Gene Ontology annotation, molecular function: dynein intermediate chain binding; dynein complex binding; cytoskeletal adaptor activity. Gene Ontology annotation, biological process: positive regulation of receptor-mediated endocytosis. The transcript is spliced from 8 exons.
UCCGCCAAAAAUACCACCCAAAACGGAGCUGUAUUUUUGGUGGUCUGCAGUAGCCUACCCGAGCUGAUUCUGCACGAUCACCGAGGAGGGGAGGGGGAGCACAGGGUUGGGCUUAGGACCGCGUCGCCUCUGCCUCUCCGUUUGUCCAGUACCGGGACGGUAAGGGGAAAGCCCGGGCACUCCUGGGCCAUGGCAGCGGGAGGAGGAUGCGGGGAAUCGGUGGACCAGUACAGGGCCGAGGUGGAACGCCUCACUCGGGAGCUCGCCGAGGCGAACCGGGAGAAGAUCCGAGCGGCAGAAUGCGGUCUGGUUGUGCUGGAGGAGAACCAGACGCUGAAGCAGCAGUACGCGGACCUGGAGUCCGAGCAGGAGACGCUGAGGAGGGAGCUGGAGCAGUUGCAGGAGGCGUUUGGCCAGGCCUACUCCCAGCAGCGCAAGGUGGCGGAGGACGGGGAGAGCAACGAGGAGACGCUGCUGCAGGAGUCGGCCAGUAAGGAGGCCUACUACAUGGGCCGGCUGCUGGAGCUGCAGACCGAGCUGAAGAACAACCGCUCCGUGGCUUCCAACGCCCAGGCCGAGAGCGAGAGGCUCAACAUGCUCGUGCAGGAGCUGCGAGAGAGUAAUGAGGUGUUGGACCUUCAGAGGGGCCGGAUGCGGGAGGAGAUCAGGGAGUACAAGUUCAGAGAGACGCGUCUCCUCCAGGAUUACACAGAGCUGGAGGAGGAGAACAUCACCCUACAGAAACUAGUGUCCACACUCAAACAGAACCAGGUGGAGUACGAGGGCCUGAAGCACGAGAUCAAGGUGCUGGAGGAGGAGACGGCGCUGCUCAACAGCCAGCUGGAGGACGCGCUGCGUCUGAAGGACAUCUCGCAGGCGCAGCUGGAGGAGGCGCUGGACGCGCUCAAGAGCGAGCGCGAGCAGAAGCACGGCCUGCGCAAGGAGCUGGCGCACCACCUGAGCCUGAGCGACAGCGUCUACGGCGCCGGCGCCCACCUGGCGCUCGCCGCCGUCGACCAGCUCCGCUUCGCCACCGACACCGACGUCGUCGCUGCCGCCGUCGGCACGACGCCAACGGCCAACGGCUCGGCCGGCCUGCACGGCCUCCCCGGGUCCGCCCUGUCCAGCCCGGGCGUGGAGGACCUGGGCCGCUGCAACGGGCAUCACCUCGGCGCCAAGGCGACGACGACCAACGGCACGGCGGAGUUCGGCGGGCACCGCGGUGGCGGCACGGGGAGGAAGGGGGUGGAUGGCGCGGUGCUGCCCCCAGUGGCUGAUCUGUUCAGCGAGCUCAACCUCUCGGAGCUGCAGAAGCUCAAACAGCAGCUCAUUCAGGUGGAGCGUGAGAAGGCGUCCCUGCUGGUGACGCUGCAGGAGUCGCAGACGCAGCUGCAGCACACGCAGGGCGCCCUGACCGAGCAGCACCGCCGCGUCCACCGGCUCAACGAGCGCCUCAGCACCAUGCACCGCCUCUGCGGCAACAAGCGCUUCGACGCCGACGAGACCGAGAAGGACGGCGACCGCGACGCGGAGGAGGACAACGCCGCCGUCGCCCGAAACGCCGUCGCCACCAACGGCUGCUGCAACGUCCCGGACGACAACGACGCCGAGCUCCACGGCUUCGAGGUGCUGGAGGGCAAGUACCGCGUGGCGGUCACCGAGGUCAUCGACCUGAAGGCCGAGCUCAAGACGCUGAAGGAGAAGCACAACCAGGCGGUGGAGGGCCAGUCGGAGGAGCGGAGCCGCAGCGAGGGCAAGGUGCGCGCGCUCGCCGAGCAGGUGGGCCGGCUGGAGCGCGAGUGCCUGGAGGGCCGCGAGCGGGUGGGCGCGCUGGAGGCGGACCUGCGCGGCCUCUCGGGACUGGCCAGCGAGAGCCACAGCAUGAUGACGGCGGCGCAGGACGAGCUGGCCACGUUCAGCGAGGAGCUGGCGCAGCUCUACCACCACGUGUGCCUGUGCAACAACGAGACGCCCAACCGCGUCAUGCUGGACUACUACCGGCAGAGCCGCGUCACGCGCAGCGGCAGCCUCAAGGGGCCCGAGGACCCGCGCGCCCUGCUCUCCCCGCGCCUGGCCCGCCGACUGGCCGCCGGGUCCACCUCCUCCUCCGACACCCCCAGGAGCCCCCAGGAGUCGCCCUCCAAAGAGCCCCCGCCAGGCUCAUCGUCAGCGGGCAGCGGCGGUGGCAGCGGUGGUGUGGAGGGAGGGCAGGGUGGUCAGGGCGGUCAGGGCGGUCAGGGCGGUCAGGGCAGCCCCAGCCGCUCCACCCAGGGCUCCGCGUCGCCGGUCAACGCCGGUUUCUCCCCGUGCCUGUCGCCCGUGCCGGACAGCAUCUCGAGCGUCUCGAGCGGCGGCGGGGACCUGAGGAAGGAGCCGAUGAACAUCUACAACCUGAACGCCAUCAUCCGCGACCAGAUCAAGCACCUGCAGAGGGCCGUGGACCGCUCCCUGCUGCUGUCCCGCCAGCGGGCCGCCGCGCGCGAACUGGCCCCCGUCAUGGACAAGGACAAGGAGGCCUGCAUGGAGGAGCUGCUCAAGCUCAAGUCCCUCCUCAGCACCAAGAGGGAGCAGAUCGCCACCCUGCGCCUGGUGCUCAAGGCCAACAAACAGACUGCAGAGGUGGCUCUGGCCAACCUGAAGAGCAAGUAUGAGAACGAGAAGUCCAUGGUGACCGAGACCAUGAUGAAGCUGCGCAACGAGCUGAAGGCUCUGAAGGAAGACGCCGCCACCUUCUCCUCCCUCAGGGCCAUGUUUGCCACCAGGUGUGACGAGUACGUGACCCAGCUGGACGAGAUGCAGCGCCAGCUGGCGGCGGCGGAGGACGAGAAGAAGACGCUCAACUCGCUGCUGCGCAUGGCCAUCCAGCAGAAGCUGGCGCUCACGCAGCGGCUGGAGGACCUGGAGUUCGACCACGAGCAGACGCACCGCGGCCGCCAGACGGCCAGCAAGCUGGCCAAGCUCAAGAGCAGCCCCCCCAAAUCCUAAUGCGGUGGUGGUUCUGCGGGAGGACCGGAUGGCUUCAGACAGCGCUGGGAACCGAAGUGGCCUCUCCCCCUGUGACCCCUUCAGAUGCACAGCCCUCCCAACCAGACCAUGA